Messenger RNA from Malaya genurostris, 2529 nucleotides. RefSeq names its product heat shock factor protein (gene Hsf). Bases 127 to 2460 code for a protein of 777 amino acids. The record is from RefSeq and is a predicted model, not a curated record. Gene Ontology annotation, biological process: regulation of DNA-templated transcription. NCBI's taxonomy places the organism in Eukaryota, Metazoa, Arthropoda, Insecta, Diptera, Culicidae. Gene Ontology annotation, molecular function: sequence-specific DNA binding; DNA-binding transcription factor activity. The transcript has 11 exons.
CAUCUCUGGUUGUCAGUCAACGAAUAAAACUAGAUAAGUGAGGUUGUUAUUUUCGUUUCUCUCACGGAUUGAAAGGAAAAAAAAAUAAUUUGGAGUUUUGAAGGAUAGAAAAAGGAGAAAUCAGUAAUGCAUACGUUCAGUGAAACUGGUACAGGUGUUCCGGCAUUCCUAGCUAAGCUCUGGAGGCUUGUAGAAGACCCAGAGACGAACGAUCUAAUCUCCUGGAGUACGGAUGGUAGAAGCUUCAUCAUACAAAAUCAGGCUCAGUUUGCCAAAGAACUCCUACCACUAAACUACAAGCAUAAUAACAUGGCGAGCUUUAUACGGCAAUUGAAUAUGUAUGGUUUUCAUAAGAUAACUUCAAUCGACAACGGUGGGUUGCGGUUUGACAAGGACGAGAUGGAAUUUACCCAUCCAUGCUUCCAAAAAGACCAUCCAUAUCUUCUGGAACACAUAAAACGUAAAAUUGCUACAUCAAAACAGCAACAGCAGCACCAAGAUGAAAAGGGAGGGUUGAAAGUCGAAGCUGUUAAUCGAGUACUGUCUGAAAUAAAGAAUAUGCGAGGUCGACAGGACACACUGGACUCGCGAUUUUCCACUAUGAAACAAGAAAAUGAAGCUUUAUGGCGAGAGGUGGCUAUUUUGAGGCAAAAACAUCUCAAACAACAGCAGAUUGUCAAUAAGCUAAUUCAAUUCUUGGUUACAAUCGUUCAACCAUCACGAAGCGGUCUCGGUACUAUGGGCGCCGGUAACAAACGCCGAAUUCAGCUCAUGAUAAAUGAUGCUCCACAGUCGAAAGUGAAAAAAACGUGCAAUAAUGAAGGUGCUACCAUACAGGAGCUGGGAGAAGCUUUAGAAGAAGUGGCUUAUGAAAAUGAACAGGAUUUGCUGUUGCCCGACAAAGGCGAGAAUGGUAAACUCACAUCUAUUGGUAGUAUUGAUAAGGAGAAAGUCCAUUCUUCGAAUAAAUUGGCCAGAGCAUCGGAUGUACCAGAGGUCACAUCACCAAUUUCAAUAACCCAACAAUCGCCGUAUCAUACGACCAACAUAAACGACAACAUUGAGGAAGUUCUUAGCCCUGAACCAACAUUCGGAACUCAACAAAGAUCGACAGGGAUCAAACAGGAAAGAACUGACAGUGCCACGAUCCUAACAGAUAAUAUUAUACAGUUAAUGGAUGGGGAAGUCGAUUAUGGGCAAGAUGCAGUUGAAUACGACGGUGAAGGUUAUUUGGUGGAUCAUGUUGAUGAGAUCAAUUCUAAUAAUAUUUCCGGUUACGACGACACCGACAUGCUCAACACCCCACUGGUUAUCAAAGAAAUGCAAAAGGAACAUCUACUGAACAAGCAACAACAAAAUCAACUACUGAUUCGACAACAGCAGCAUCAGCCGCAGCAACAACAACCCAAGUCAAUUGGUAAAGGUCAAAGCCUGUUAAAAAUGAAGAAAAAUGGAUUGAAUUCCAAAUCUCAAAAAAGUUUACUUGACAACAGCAAAUUACUUCAACCAGACGAGCCUGGUGCUAACAACGCAAUAAAUGUUUUAACACGAGGGGGUAAAAAACUCGCGACAUCAGGAAAGCAGAUGUCCCCGGAAAACAAUGUGGAUGCGGUAGCUGGAUCUUCUGGGACGGGUACAAAUUUAGUUGUUAAUGCAAAUCCAUCAUCGUCACCUGCAAGCUACGGAGUAAAUGAUUUCAUCAUCAAUGAAGUUCCGGCCGAUCUUUUCGACGAUAACAGUCAGAUGGAGAAGGAAUCUCCCAUGUUAGGUGCAUUCAAUUUCGAGUCGGGAUUCUACAAUCCUGAUAUCAAUAUAAACGAAAUGAAAGGACGGCAAGUGGUAGCACAACAGCAACAGGAACAAAAUGACCAGGGUGAUGUCGAUAAUCAACUUAAUAACAUCGAGCGGAAUUCAGAUGAAAAUGACGAAACAUCCAAUGCCCGAACGUUGACACGAUUUGUGAGUAACGAUUUUGAUGUGAAUCGAUUGCAAUCACUUGCUGAGUACGGUCAACAAAUUGACGCUGUUCAGACGGAUUUGGAAUCUUUGAAAGAUAUUCUGAAAGGCGAAGGUUACCAAUUGGACGCGAAUACUUUGCUUGGGACGGCUGGUGAUAAUAACCCACAUUAUGGCAGAGUUUUCUUCUCGCCUAGUACAACGCCAGCAUUCGAUAUCAACAAGCUAUUCAACGGAAAUGAUGAUAUUGUUGGCUAUGAGUUCCCAAUGAAUCUUCCCGAUAUGAAUGACACACAGAAGAAAAACGACGAUGGCACCAUGGCGGUAGCCAGCGUCAAUGGAGCAGGCGGUUCGACUGGUAAUGGUUCGUCAAAUUUAGCUGCCAAUCAACUAAUUGCCUACAAAACAAUUCCCGAAAGUACUACAACAGGUGAUUACAUUGAUCUGAACGAACUACUAGAACUUGAAAACGGGAAUGAUGAGGAUAAUUCAAUUAUGAUUUAGGUGUUUUCGUUUGAUGUUUUUUUAUAGCAUAACUAAUUUUGUUCGUUUGUUUGAUAGUAUAUCUAAAAA